Molecule: messenger RNA, 1954 nt
Organism: Galeopterus variegatus (Sunda flying lemur)
Lineage: Eukaryota; Metazoa; Chordata; Mammalia; Dermoptera; Cynocephalidae
Gene: ERO1B
Product: ERO1-like beta (S. cerevisiae)
Exons: 15
Coding region: 56-1447 (463 amino acids)
Biological process (GO): protein folding in endoplasmic reticulum
Cellular component (GO): endoplasmic reticulum; endoplasmic reticulum membrane
Molecular function (GO): FAD binding; thiol oxidase activity; protein-disulfide reductase activity
Source: RefSeq, a predicted model, not a curated record
CCCGGCCCCGAGGGGCCCGGCCGGCAGCGGCGGGUCGUGGGGCGGAGAGGCCAGCAUGAGCCGGGGGGUCCGGGGGGCCGGCGCCGGGCAGGGGGCGGUGGCCGCGGUGCAGCUGCUGGUCACCCUGAGCGUCCUGCCGAGCGUCAUCGAGGCCCAGGUCGCUGGAGUUCUGGAUGAUUGCUUGUGUGAUAUUGACAGCAUUGAUACCUUCAACACCUACAAAAUCUUCCCCAAAAUUAAAAGAUUGCAAGAGCGUGACUAUUUUCGUUAUUAUAAGGUUAAUCUGAAGCGGCCAUGUCCCUUCUGGGCAGAAGAUGGCCACUGUUCCAUAAAAGACUGUCACGUGGAGCCCUGUCCAGAGAGUAAAGUUCCAGUUGGAAUUAAAGCCGGGCAUUCUAAUAAGUAUUUGAAAGUGACAAACAAUACCAAAGAAUUAGAAGAUUGUAAGCAAGCUAAUAAGCUGGGAGCAGUUAACAGCACAUUAAGUAAUCAAAGCAAAGAAGCUUUCAUUGACUGGGCAAGAUACGAUGAUUCACAGGAUCACUUUUGUGAACUUGAUGAUGAGAGAUCUCCAGCUGCUCAGUACGUAGACCUCUUGCUGAAUCCCGAGCGCUACACCGGCUACAAGGGAACCUCAGCCUGGAGAGUGUGGAACAGCAUCUACGAAGAGAACUGCUUCAAGCCUCGGUCUGUUUAUCGACCUUUAAAUCCCCUGGCACCUGGCCGAGGAGAAUCAUUCUACACAUGGCUAGAAGGUUUGUGUCUGGAGAAAAGAGUCUUCUAUAAACUUAUAUCGGGACUUCACGCUAGUAUCAAUUUGCAUCUAUGCGCAAAUUAUCUCUUGGAAGAAACCUGGGGCAAACCCAGCUGGGGACCUAAUAUCAAAGAAUUUAAACGCCGCUUUGACCCUGUGGAAACUAAGGGAGAAGGUCCAAGAAGACUAAAGAAUCUGUACUUUUUAUACCUGCUGGAGCUUCGAGCUUUGUCAAAGGUGGCCCCAUAUUUUGAGCGCUCAAUCGUUGAUCUUUACACAGGAAACGCAGAGGAAGAUGCUGACACAAAAACCCUGCUACUGAGUAUCUUUCAAGAUACAAAGUCCUUUCCCAUGCAUUUUGAUGAGAAAUCCAUGUUUGCAGGUGACAAGAAGGGGGCCAAAUCAUUGAAGGAGGAAUUCCGGUUACAUUUCAAGAAUAUCUCCCGCAUAAUGGACUGUGUUGGAUGCGACAAAUGCAGAUUGUGGGGGAAAUUACAGACUCAGGGUUUAGGAACUGCCCUGAAGAUAUUAUUCUCUGAAAAAGAAAUCCAAAAGCUUCCAGAGAACAGUCCAUCUAAAGGCUUCCAGCUCACUCGACAGGAAAUAGUUGCUCUUUUAAAUGCAUUUGGGAGGCUCUCUACAAGUAUCAGAGAGUUACAGAAUUUUAAAGUCUUAUUACAACACAGUAGGUAAUAAAGGCUUUUGUAUGUCUAAUUAGAGACAAAAAAGUGACUUGUGAAGCCUUUUAAUCUUGGACAUUUCAGCAGAAAGAGACUGAUCUUCUAAGACUUCGAGAAUUUUGAACUCUUAAAGAGAAAAUUCAAAUGCUCACUUGAAUAUUUAUGGACCUUAAUAAGUGAUAUUUAUAAAUGAAGUAUAUACUUUUAAAACAUGUAAAUCAUACUACUUCUGUGUCUCACUUCAUGUGUUUCCAUCUGUUGAGUUUUCUGCUGUUCUAUUUUACAAUUGGUUUUGUUCUUAUGCUCCUAUUUUUUAUUUCCAUUUGUCAACCUUUAAAUGACAAUGGAUGUCUCCGUCCUGAUAUAACACGGUUCACAGUCUGUUGUGGAAAAGAACUAGAGAACACAUGUCGCUUAGGGCUGGUAUCAGUGACAUAUUUUAUCAGUGGUUUUUCAGUGUGUUUUUGGCCUUGCCUCGUUCUGUGUGUGUCACCUUCCAUAGCAUGGAACUGUGGACAUC